AUGGAAUUUAUAACAGCAGCCUUCGUAGGCCUUCUAGGAAUUUUGAUCUACCUUUUGAUAAAAUAUCCAGAUAGGAGUAUUGGUACGAAACCAAGGACAGACCUUAAUGGUCCUAAAGGCUAUCCACUUAUUGGAAAUAUUUUAGAUAUUUACAAAGAUAACAAAGGACUCUUAAUGUUCAUGUGCGAAACUUUAACAAAAUAUGGUCCAAAUGCAACGUUUACGUUACCAGGAUUGGGUAGGGUUGUCACGAUUAAUAAUCCCGAAUGUAUAGAACACGUUCUGAAAACGAAUUUCGAGAACUAUUAUAAAUCACCAGCCCUUUACAGUAUUGUUUAUGAUGUGUUUGGAGACGGAAUUUUUAAUUCUAAUGGAAAUGCGUGGAGAAUGCAAAGAAAAUUGUCGAGUCAUUUAUUUAACGGCAGAAAUUUUCGUAACAUUUUUUGCGUUGUGUUUGAAGAAGAAACCAAGAUCGUAUUAAAUACAUUGGAUAAAUUAGCAAGGACUGGUGAAACGUUUGAUUUACAAGAUUUGUUUUUUAGGAUUACAUUUGGAUUGGACUUUAAUUGCCUGAAAAAUCUAAAAGAUCCAGUAAAAUUUGCAACGUCAUUCGAUUUUGCGCAAAGAGUAAUGAACGAUCGAGUCGAAAAUCCUUUUUGGAAAAUUACAGAAUUAUUUACAGAAAAAGGUCAUAAAAUGCGAAAAGCGUGCGACUAUUUAUCAACUUUUGCCUAUGAUAUAAUUAAGAACCAUAGGAAUAACCCGGAAGCAUUAAAAGACCCUAGAGAUAUCCUUAAUAUAUUUAUGAACGCUCAACAUGAUAACGGUGAAAAAUUGACCGAUAAGGAAUUAAGAGAUGUUGUGAUAAAUUUUAUUAUUGCUGGACGUGACACAACUGCACAAACGCUCUCGUGGAUGAUGUAUAAUCUUAUGGUCAAUCCUUCCGCAGAAGAACAAUUAAUCAAAGAAGUUAAUUCUUUACUCACAUCAGAAAAUACAAUUUCAAAUUAUGAAAAUAUAAAACUUUUUCAAUAUACGCAGGCAGUAUUUCACGAAACGCUUCGGUUACAUCCUAUAGUACCGAAAAGUCUUAGGAUAUGUCUUAAAGAUGAUGUGCUUCCCAAUGGCGUACCAAUUUAUGCUGGUGAGAUGGUUAAUUGGUCAUCCUGGUCAAUGGGAAGAGAUGAAAGAAUAUGGGGAAAUGAUGCAAGGCAAUUUAAUCCAAAAAGAUUUUUAAAUUCCGAAGAUGGAUUGAAGCCAAGUCAAUAUAAAUUCAUAAGUUUUCACGCUGGACCAAGAAUAUGCCUUGGACAAAAUUUUGCCACAGUUGAAGCUAUAAUGUUAGCGACGGCCGUAUUAAAGCAAUUCAAAUUUGAAAUGGUACCGGGACAAAAAUGUCCUCCCGAUUAUGCUCGUUCUUUAACUUUACCAAUGAAAGAUCCUUUACUAGUUAAAGUUCAUCAUAGACAAUAUUAA
This is a messenger RNA of Funneliformis geosporum, 1476 nucleotides long. NCBI's taxonomy places the organism in Eukaryota, Fungi, Glomeromycota, Glomeromycetes, Glomerales, Glomeraceae. The record is from the annotation of a GenBank genome assembly.